Molecule: messenger RNA, 942 nt
Organism: Plasmodium vivax (malaria parasite P. vivax)
Lineage: Eukaryota; Apicomplexa; Aconoidasida; Haemosporida; Plasmodiidae
Exons: 1
Coding region: 418-840 (140 amino acids)
Cellular component (GO): nucleus
Source: RefSeq, a predicted model, not a curated record
GGGCAAAAAAAAAAAAAAAAAGGCACUAAAGGGGACAGCAAAAUAAAAGGCACACAAACUGCAAUCAGCGUAAUCAUCACAAUCAUCGUAAGAACCUCAAAAGGCAACCGCAAAUGCCGCGCGCGAAGGAGCUCGCACCACUCCCCGCACGCACACCCCCUGUGUUAACACGAUAUGUUCCACUUGCCGGCACCAAACCAGGGCGCACCUACCCGUUCAUGUGCUCACCAUCAGCCAACGUGUGAAACGAACUGAGCGAGGGACAAGUGCGCACAUAUAUCACCCAUGCUUGGAUAUUUUUACGCAGGCUGAUCGUAGUUCUGCUGUUCUGCUGCCCUACUUCUUUACGUUUUGCUGUUCUACUUCUUUACACUUUGCUGCUCUCCCGGUUUACGUCACCACCGCGAAGCGAACAAAAUGGACUCCAUCAGAAGGAACAUACUCAGCGGCAGACUCUGCACCACGCUGGGGAUAAAAUUCCAACCCAGGGACUUCCCCAAAUUUUACGCAAAAAAUCACUUCAGCACAGACAAUGAAGAGAAAAGUGAAACAAAAGGGAAACACACGAACGUCAAGGAAAAGAAACCAAAUGGGUUACAAAUUGACUGCGAAAUUAAGAGUCCUUUGAAGGAGUUUUUAAACACGGACACUGCGUCCAGAGUGUUUGUUCUGAAAUAUGCGUGGAAAUACAUUAAGGAAAAUAACUUGCAAAAUCCAAACACGAAGAGGAAGAUAAUACCCGAUGAGAAGUUGAAGAACGUGCUCGAAAAGGAUGAAGUGGACAUGCUGGAGGUGCCCAAGUUGUUGUUCCGCCACAUGUCGUCCAUCAGGAAGGAGUGAGGCUGCGUGUGGGGGCUGCCUGUGCAAACUGCUUAUGCAGGCGGUGUUAACUUCGACGGGGAGCGUUUCACACCCUACCCAUUCACCUUGCACAAGGUUCCC